Molecule: messenger RNA, 4094 nt
Organism: Marmota monax (woodchuck)
Lineage: Eukaryota; Metazoa; Chordata; Mammalia; Rodentia; Sciuridae
Gene: Glp2r
Product: glucagon like peptide 2 receptor
Exons: 13
Coding region: 122-1774 (550 amino acids)
Biological process (GO): cell surface receptor signaling pathway; adenylate cyclase-modulating G protein-coupled receptor signaling pathway
Cellular component (GO): plasma membrane
Molecular function (GO): glucagon receptor activity; peptide hormone binding
Source: RefSeq, a predicted model, not a curated record
GUAGAGGAUUUGUGCAAACACUUCCUCUCUGGACAAGGAGGAAUUGCAGGAGGAGGCUGCCUGUGGUACAUCUUGGACUGUUGGAGGGAUGUGUCCGCACUUGUGAAAGGGUGCCAGGAGGAUGAGGCCCCAGCUGAGCCGGGCAGGGCCGGGGAGAGGCAGCCCGGGGUCCUUGCCUGGGGUCCGAGUCCUGCCUAUGAGCAUCUCUGCUGCGGGGGGCACCGGCUCCCUCCUUUCCCAUGGAAAGCACUUGCUCUGGGCCCCUGGGAGGCCCUUCCUCACCCUGGUGCUGCUGGUUUUCAUCAAGCAAGCCACAGGAUCUCUCCUUGAGGAGACAACUCGGAAGUGGGCUCAGUACAAAGAGGAGUGUCUAAAAGACUUACUUAAGAAACCUUCUGGCAUAUUUUGUAAUGGAACCUUUGAUCAGUAUGUGUGCUGGCCUCAUUCUUCUCCUGGAAAUGUCUCCGUUCCCUGCCCAUCAUACCUACCUUGGUGGAAUGAAGAGAGCUCAGGAAGAGCCUACAGACACUGCUUGGCUCGGGGAACUUGGCAGACCCUAGUGAACACCACAGAUAUUUGGCAGGAUGACUCCGAAUGCUCCGAGAACCACAGCUUCAAACAAAACGUGGAGAAUUACGCCUUGCUGUCCACUCUGCAGCUGAUGUACACGGUGGGAUACUCCCUCUCCCUUAUCUCCCUCUUCCUGGCUCUCACCCUCCUUUUGUUCCUUCGAAAGCUCCACUGUACACGCAACUACAUCCACAUGAACUUGUUUGCUUCAUUCAUCCUGAAAGCCCUGGCUGUGCUGGUGAAGGAUGUUGUCUUCUAUAACUCUUACUCCAAGAGGCCAGACAGUGAGAGUGGAUGGAUGUCCUAUCUGUCAGAGAUGUCCACCUCCUGCCGCUCUGUCCAGGUUUUCCUGCACUACUGCGUGGGUGCCAACCACUUAUGGCUGCUGGUCGAAGGUCUUUACCUCCAUGCACUGUUGGAGCCCACGGUGCUUCCUGAAAGGCGGCUGUGGCCCAGAUACCUGGUGGUGGGUUGGGCCUUCCCUGUGCUGUUUGUGGUGCCCUGGGGUUUUGCCCGUGCACACCUGGAGAACACGGGAUGCUGGGCAACAAAUGGAAAUAAGAAAAUCUGGUGGAUCAUCCGAGGACCCAUGAUGCUUUGUGUAAUGGUUAAUUUCUUCAUCUUCCUGAAAAUUCUCAGGCUUCUCAUUUCUAAGCUGAAAGCUCAUCAAAUGUGCUUCAGAGAUUAUAAAUACAGACUGGCAAAAUCAACACUGGUCCUCAUUCCUUUACUGGGUGUCCACGAGAUCCUCUUCUCUUUCAUCACUGAUGACCAAAUCCAAGGAUUUUCAAAACUCAUGCGACUCUUCGUUCAAUUGACAUUGAGCUCCUUCCACGGGUUCCUCGUGGCCUUGCAGUACGGCUUUGUCAAUGGAGAGGUGAAGGCUGAACUGCGGAAGUUCUGGGCCCGCUUCUUGCUCGACAACCACUCAGGCUGUGGAGCCUGGGUCCUGGGGAAGAACUUCCGGUUCCUGGGGAAAUGUCCCAAGAAUCUCUCAGAUGGAGAUGGUGCCGAGACGCUUCGGAAGCUGAAGACCUCUCCUGACGGCUCACACCUGGCCACACGGGGCCGGGGGGAGCUGGGUGCCCAUCCUCACCGGGGCCACACAGCCUGGCCCCGUGGCAGCAGCCUGUCGGAGAGCAGUGAGGGGGACUUCACCCUGGCCAACACCAUGGAGGAGAUUCUGGAAGAGAGUGAGAUCUAGCACCGUGGACCCCAGAUCUGCAAUCUGGGGACUCCCAAGAGAGCUGAGGAUGAGGCAGGAUGGAGCAGAUCAUUCUUUCCCUGUACACUAUGCCCACUCAGACAUGAAGUCAGUCUUCAGGUUCUUCAAACUUUGCAUACAUGAAGCUGUGUAAUGCUCAGAGAGCUUCUGCCUGUCCUUGUCACCCUAGUUAUCCCCACUGGUGUAUUUCCCAGAAUGACCACCAGUCCCUGGGGCUUGGCCCAGAAUUCAAGUGAACAGAAGAACCCCAGGAUGAAGAGAAGAGAAUUCUCUUGUUUAAAAAAAGAGUCUAGUCAAUAUCUCUUCCUUUUCUCCUCCCAGCACUUGAUUUUCAUCUGAGAUUGGUUUUAGGGCACAUAGGAACCCCGCCCCCCACGCCAGGAAGCUUUUAAAAUGCUGAAUCCUAGGCUCAUCACUGAGAUUCUAAAAGCGUGAGGAUAGUCAGGAAUGGAACUAGCAAGCAUCCCAGCUAAUUCAGAUGCAAGUUCACUCUGGGAAAAUACUGGGCAGGGGGAGAGAGCGCCAGAAGACCCCAGGCAUGGCCCCCAGCAGGGUGAAGUGAGGCGUUCUGCAUCCACAGUUCAGCUGGGAUGCACCUGCCCUCCUUGGUAUGAGCCCACGUUGGCCCCCAGCCUUCACUUCCUCCUUGAUUCUUUCCUCUUUCUCAUCUGUAGAGUCUUGUCUCCCUCUUUCCCUCUCACUUCUCCCUCUGUGGUCAGCACAAGUUCCCCUGGAGCUGUUACAAUCCCAGCUCUCCUCAGACAGUUGAUCCCAGUUCCCAGGGACCUUCUGAAUAUCUCCCCUGGUUUUCUUCUGUCCUUUCUGGCUCCACCUGGUUUUCUGACGUGCUCUACAUUGGGGCUGGAAAUGCCUUUCCACAUUUGCUUUGCCAAUGGAUGCCUUAGUGGCCAGGCCUCCUGCCCUGGGGGGCUUAUUGCUAUUCUUCCUGACCCCAGUCCCUACUGAUAAGGAUUCUCCUCCCCAGAUGGAUGCCGAAAGUCAGAGGGGACCCAGGUAAAGCAAAAGGACUAGUUGAAUCUUGGAUAUGUGGUGAGUGACACAGAGAGCUGAGAGGCCCAGGGCUCUGCAUUGGCUGUCACUGUGGAACCUGUCCUGCUGAUGGGAACCUAAUCUAUGGGGGGCCAGGAGAGACAGGAAGUUGAGGUCAGGCUCAGUGUCUGAAAUGAAAAUGCCAGAUGGUGAAUGAAGACCAAGGGAGGAAAAGUCUCUGGACACAUUGGGCUGAUGUCCAGGAGUGUCACUCACAUAGUGUGUACAAAGUACGUGUGUGGGGGUGGGGCAUGUUGAUGUGGAACCAAACACCAUUGUGGGGGGUGCCUGGUGAGACUUUCUCAAGUGGGGCUGCCGGUUUAACAAAUAAAAAUACAUGAUACACUAUUACAUUUGAAUUUCAGACAAUCAAAUAAUCUUCACAUGGAAGUACAGCCCCUGGGACCUCCUUCAUCUGAAAUUCGAAUCUGACUGUCCAUCCUGUCUUUUAGCUGGCAACUCUGUUUUCAAGGGUCCUUUGCAGCAGGGCCGGGGUGAGGGCAAUUGUAACUACUCACAUCUAAAAAACUCAGUAGUCGAAAAAAAUCAUACUUGAAUGCAGUCUGAUUUAAUCUAAAAAUUAAAUGAAGUAUUUCAUUUGAAAAUUAAAUCCACAAACUAAAGCCCAUGGGACAUUUUUUAAAAUAAAGUUUUAUUGGCACAAGGGCCGAAAUGGCAAGGGAAUCCAACUCCUGCGAAUGUAAGCUCUGACCUUGACUUUAUCUGAAAUGUUAAUAUUUUGUUGAUCUGGGACUUUCUAACACUAAUUUUGAUUUUUAAACGAUUGCAUUGAAGUAUGACUUAUCUUGACUAUGGAGACUUUGGCUGCCCCCUUAAAUUUUAUACUGCUCUCAUUCCUAGCUUCCAGGAUGGGAACAGAAAUGGAGGUAUUAGGCAAGUGCAUAAUGAAGCAAAGGUUUAUUUUCCAGUGUCUAGAUUAUCCAUAGUUCAAUUAUUAAAACACAUAGUUUUCCCUUCUUUGUAAAUGUCCCUGCCUGGGCUCCUUAGCCAAUCAGCUUUUGAUAAACUCUGGGCCAUCUAAUUCCCAUCAAGUCCCCGGCCUGGAGUGCGUUCAGAGCAGGUGCUCUUCACACACCGGUCAAGAGAGACAGGAUGGAACUUCCUCAGGGAGCAUUGAAUGCUUCCAGGAGUAAAUUAUUUAAGAUCCUGCCACCAAUAGGAGAAGCAUUUUUCUUCCAAAGCCUUUGUAAAAAUGUCCUCCGCUCCUCCCUGCACAAUGCCGUGGUCU